AUGAAGUCUAGUGGCCUCUUUCCCCUUGUGGUGCUUCUUGCGCUGGGAACCCUGGCAUGUUGGGCUGUGGAAGGUUUCCAAGUCAAGAGUGUGGAAGCUGGAGUGUGCCCUUUUAAAAUCCCUGUCCCGUGCUUUAAAAAAGAGGAACCCGAGUGUUCUAGUGACUGGACUUGUCCCGGGCCAAAGAAAUGCUGUUCUCAUUAUUGUGGCAUCAGAUGUCUGGAUCCUCAUAAGAUCUCAAACUCAUUGAAGGAGAAGCCUGGGGAGUGUCCGUGGGUCUAUGGCCAUUGUCUGCUGGUUAACCCCUACGAUUUCUGUGAGAGUGAUGGCCAGUGCCAGGAUAAAUUCAAGUGCUGCAAGCGUAUGUGUGGGAAGAGCUGCAGUUUCCUUGUGAAAGUCUGA
Molecule: messenger RNA, 402 nt
Organism: Microcebus murinus (gray mouse lemur)
Lineage: Eukaryota; Metazoa; Chordata; Mammalia; Primates; Cheirogaleidae
Source: RefSeq, a predicted model, not a curated record